Molecule: messenger RNA, 879 nt
Organism: Amborella trichopoda
Lineage: Eukaryota; Viridiplantae; Streptophyta; Magnoliopsida; Amborellales; Amborellaceae
Source: RefSeq, a predicted model, not a curated record
UUCAAUGGGUAAAAGGGUCCUUAAUCUCUGCCUUUUCUCUGUCCUCUUCUUCUCUUUGGUCUUCAUCACCAUCUCUCUCAGUCCCAUCCAUGAAAGUAACCAUCAAAUGGAUCCUCAUUAUGCCUCUUCCUGGCCCUCAAGGAUGCUCUCUGAGUCAUCACAUUGCGAAGCCAUGGCCUCAAAGAAUGAUUGCUUGAAGAGUUUGAAGUGUCGAUGGUGUCGGGGCGAAGGCAUCGAUGAUAUGUGCUUCAGUUCCAAUGAAGCAUGGAGGCUACCCAAACAGGUUUUCACUUGUGGGGUGGCCCCUUUGCAUCUCAUCAAGUCCGAGGAGGGCCUCCUAGGCCAGCACCUGAUGCCUCAGUCAAGGCUCUUGAGUUGGUUCUCCAUGGCCCAAGGUUGGAAACUGCCGUGGCACCAUGGGCAAACAGUUUUUCCUAAGGGGGGAAAGGAUUGGAGGGUGUUCUAACCUCCCAAACACUCUCUAAACGUACUUUUUUUUGCCAAAUCCUGAGGGUUAAGGAAGUUUAGGAUUUCUAAACCUACUUUUGAGAGUGAAUUUGUUAGAUAUUGAAAUAUGAAGUCUUUAGAACUUUUCUGAUAUAGAAACAUCCAAUGCCUUUGAGAAAUUUUCUGAAAUCCAUUCUUGUUUAUACAAUUUGUUACUACCAAAAAAGUUAGAUUUCCUGAAGUCCAAUUGUUACUAACAAUUGUGAAAUGUGAUUGAAAUUUCAAAGGUCAAUUUGAUCAAUGGAUUGUAGAUGUAUGGUUCCCCAUGCCAUCUAGGCACUGCAUUGCAAAUUUUUAAAACAUUAGCAACUAGUGUAACCGGCCGUUUGAUGGGAGUCACGGACUCUGUUUGAUAGACAUUAUUUUCUUAUU